AUGUGGUCCGCCUUCCUGGGAAUCGCGGGGCUUGUAGCGGCCGUUGAGGCCCAAGAGGUCUUUCAUACGACAAAAGGUCAUUCAGCUCGACCUCAAUGCACACAUGCUACUACUUCGGCGAGCUAUUACUUCCAGCCAUUUUCGUUCACUCUCAAUGAGACUGUUCGAUAUGCAACAUCUAUGCCGUCGCCUACUACGACCACGACAUAUGCGCCAGCGUACACCGAUGCAGUCAAGCAUUUCACUUCCCUGUCAACAACAACAUGGGGUAAUUGGUUACCUGGACAGACCGCCAUUAGUGCAACUGAUACGGAUGAUCGUUUUGGACAGGCUGCAUGGUCAUCCAUGUGGCAGGAAGCUGAUCUGAAAAACUAUACAACUACUGGCAUGUACUCAAAGACUGUCAGCCCCACCCCCGUUCCAACCAGCGAGCUUGUCCUCCCUCCGAGUGACUACUUUGGGCCUACCGAUUGCUAUAGCUUUCCGGAUGACUUUGUAUUUGGCGUUGCUGGCAGUGCUGCCCAAAUUGAAGGCGCCGUCGGCCUUGAAGGCCGGUCUCCUAGCUUACUGGAGAAAUUGAUCUCUGAUGAUAGGCCCAAGGACUAUGUCACGAAUGAGAACUAUUAUCUUUACAAGCAAGAUAUUCAGCGAUUGGCAGCUAUGGGUGUGGAAUACUACAGUUUCACCAUUCCGUGGACUCGCAUUUUGCCAUUUGUGCACGCUGGUACUCCCGUCAAUCAACAGGCGAUCGACCACUAUGAUGACCUGAUCAAUACGGUUUUGGAUGCUGGAAUGCAGCCCGUGAUUACUAUGCUUCAUUUCGACAGUCCUCUCAUGUUCGUCGCCAGUGAUAACAUUACGAGACACCCCGAUAUCGGGUAUAACAAUGCCGGUUAUCAGAAUGAGACCUUUGUUGAUGCCUUUGUCAAUUACGGCAAAGUUCUUCUCACGCAUUUCGCCGACCGAGUUCCGAUCUGGGUGACUUUCAAUGAGCCAUUGCUCUACGCUUUCAACUUCCAAGGAGUUGACAAUGUUGUCCACGCACAUGCCCAAGUCUACAAAUUCUAUCACGACCAACUGAAAGGGAAUGGCAGAAUCGGAAUCAAGUUCAAUGAUAAUUUUGGAGUCCCGAAGAACCCUGGAAAUUCCAGUCAUGUCAGUGCUGCUAAUCGGUUCAACGAGAUGCAACUUGGCUUCUUUGGAAACCCAAUCUUUCUCGGGAAGCAAUACCCCAAGUCUAUUCUAGACACAAUGCCAGGAGCGCGACGCUUGAAUGACUCCGAGCUGGAAUAUAUCAAUGGCACAUCUGAUUUCUUUGGAAUUGAUCCAUACACGGCAACGGUGGUCUCGCCGGCUGAUGAGGGUAUUGAUGCUUGUGCGAAGAACACCGCCGAUUCAAACUCGCUUUUCCCAUAUUGUGUUAAGCAAGAGACGGAGAAUAUCUACGGAUGGAAUAUUGGUUAUCGCUCAGAAUCCUAUGUAUAUAUCACGCCGACUUACUUCCGGGAGUACCUACUCUACCUGUGGAACACAUUCCGACACCCCGUGUUCGUGUCCGAGUUUGGUUUCCCUGUUUAUGGUGAGGCUGACAAGGACCUUCCUGAUCAACUAUUCGACUCUCCCCGGAGUGUUUACUACCUCUCGUUUAUGUCUGAGAUCCUCAAGUCAAUCUACGAAGAUGGUGUCCACGUCAUGGGAGCUCUCGCUUGGAGUUUCGUCGAUAAUUGGGAAUUUGGCGACUAUUCUGCGCAAUUUGGCAUCCAAGUGGUGAACCGGACCACUCAGCAGCGCCACUACAAGAAGAGCUUCUUUGAUCUGGUAGACUUUGUGAAGACCAGACAGGGCAAGAAAGAUUAA
Penicillium waksmanii is the source of this 1857-nucleotide messenger RNA. Its product is annotated as glycoside hydrolase family 1 protein. Lineage: Eukaryota; Fungi; Ascomycota; Eurotiomycetes; Eurotiales; Aspergillaceae. Gene Ontology annotation, molecular function: beta-glucosidase activity. Gene Ontology annotation, biological process: carbohydrate metabolic process. Bases 1 to 1857 code for a protein of 618 amino acids. The transcript is spliced from 6 exons. The record is from RefSeq and is a predicted model, not a curated record.